AUGUCCAAAGAGGUUACACAGGUUUCAGUCCAAUCAGACUCCAAUCAGACACAAAUUGAAGCUCAAAUUCAACCAAAAGAAACUGCCGAAGUCGAACAAACUACAGAAGCUCAAGUUGUUUCAGUCCAAUCAGACUCCAAUCAGACACAAAUUGAAGCUCAAAUUCAACCAAAAGAAACUGCCGAAGUCGAACAAACUACAGAAGCUCAAGUUGUUUCAGUCCAAUCAGACUCCAAUCAGACACAAACAUACGCAAAGUUCAACUAA
Molecule: messenger RNA, 267 nt
Organism: Trichomonas vaginalis G3
Lineage: Eukaryota; Parabasalia; Trichomonadida; Trichomonadidae
Exons: 1
Coding region: 1-267 (88 amino acids)
Source: RefSeq, a predicted model, not a curated record